AUGUCAUCUCAGAGAAAUCAGCCCAAGACACCGGCCGGAUCGUCGCGGUUCAAGCCUGCCACAACACCAUCUAGCUCACUUAGUGUGGUUGAACGGGAGCGUCGUCGUAGGAACAUUGAAGCUGGUCUCAUGAGCUCGCAGAAAGACUCAGAUUCUGCCACCAGGCAUAUCACCAACACUGUCGGUCGGCAUCAUAGCAAUUUGCAAAACAUGCCAGCCUCAGGUUUUUUAAGUCAGGGAGGGGAAAAUUACGUAGGCAUUGGUUCCCGCAGCAUUACAGCCGACAGUGGAUGUUUUUCCUCAACAAAACGUUUUCGCGUGGACAACGACGAACUUGAUGUAGAUUCCUCUUUUCCCCAGCCUUCUACUUCAGACGUCUGUAUUCAGAUUGCUCUCGCUUGCGCUGAUAUCCCUGACGAUGUCAUACAGUAUCCAGUUGAUGAAGAGGAGAGGUUCUGGCAGUCACCUCCCCGUGACGAAGUCGGCUCAAGCAGCAGGGAACCAAUAUUGCGCCUGGCAGACAUCCUACCUAACCCCCAGACUCCCCCACGAGAAUGUAGUUCACCAAAUUACCUUCAUCUAGACGAAACUCCUCAUAGCAUGAGCGGCAGAACUGGGAUUCUGACUCCUCCAUCGUCAGGCUUGACGUCCGGACAUGGGGUGGGCCCAUUAUUGAAUCAAUCUGACCAGUUUCCCCAGGACUCACCGACGACGCGCAAAGGCAAGGAACGAGACGAUCGCCGUCGCCUUUUAUCACAGUGGGAGAGAAUACAGGACGAUCCGGGCAGUCCAUUCCACCAGUAUGCCGCUACAGUGCGUCAGGAAUUAGAAUCAGAGCCUCAAUCGCAGAGGUCCAUCCAAUCUCUAGCAGACCCUUCCGCAGUUGAGGACGCGGUGACAGCGGACUCAGCUGCCACACAUUUAGCUGAGCUUGCCAACUUGCCGGACCAUAUCCGCAAGCUCGAGAGAAAGCAAGCGGCAGCACAGAAGAGCAUUGACGCAAAAUCGAGGAGAAUCAAAGAGUUAGAAGACAUUGUUGAGGGCAAGGAACAGAUUCCUUGA
Messenger RNA from Fibroporia radiculosa, 1062 nucleotides. RefSeq lists its product as uncharacterized. The record is from RefSeq and is a predicted model, not a curated record. The transcript is spliced from 3 exons. Lineage: Eukaryota; Fungi; Basidiomycota; Agaricomycetes; Polyporales; Fibroporiaceae. Bases 1 to 1062 code for a protein of 353 amino acids.